Messenger RNA from Suncus etruscus (white-toothed pygmy shrew), 1499 nucleotides. It is a transcript of the gene DNAJC27, whose product is annotated as DnaJ heat shock protein family (Hsp40) member C27. The record is from RefSeq and is a predicted model, not a curated record. Gene Ontology annotation, molecular function: GTPase activity; GTP binding. Lineage: Eukaryota; Metazoa; Chordata; Mammalia; Eulipotyphla; Soricidae. Bases 147 to 968 code for a protein of 273 amino acids. The transcript has 7 exons.
GGCGCUCACACCCGUCCGCGCCCGCUGCCAGGCAGUGGCGGGGAUGGCCAGGCGCGGAGCCGAGGCGGUGCCGCCAUUGGCCGAGGAGGCCUGAGGGACGGGUGUGAGCGAGGAGACGCCGGCGAGGCCCCGAGAGAGCGCGGGCGAUGGAGGCCAACGUGCCGAAGCGGAAGGAGCCUGGCAAGUCCCUGCGCAUCAAAGUCAUCUCCAUGGGCAACGCCGAAGUGGGGAAAAGUUGUAUUAUAAAAAGAUACUGUGAGAAAAGAUUUGUGUCAAAAUACCUCGCAACAAUUGGAAUUGACUACGGAGUGACAAAGGUGCAAGUCAGAGAUAGAGAAAUCAAAGUGAACAUCUUCGAUAUGGCCGGACACCCCUUCUUCUAUGAGGUUCGUAACGAGUUUUACAAGGACACACAGGGCGUGAUCCUUGUCUAUGAUGUUGGGCAAAGAGACUCCUUUGAGGCCCUUGACGCGUGGCUGGCAGAGAUGAAGCAAGACCUCGGACCUCAGGGAAACAUGGAAAACAUCGUAUUUGUAGUGUGUGCCAACAAGAUUGACCUUACUAAGCACCGUAGUGUGGAUGAAAGUGAAGGGCGCCUUUGGGCUGAAAGUAAAGGGUUCCUGUACUUUGAAACUUCAGCCCAGACAGGAGAAGGAAUCAAUGAGAUGUUCCAGACCUUUUACUUCGCCAUUGUGGAUUUCUGUGACAACGGUGGGAAGCGCCCAGUGCCCGGCAGCAGCGCCACCUUCACCAAAGAGCAGGCGGACACCAUCCGCCGAAUCCGGAGCAGCAAAGACAGCUGGGACAUGCUGGGGCUCAAGCCCGGGGCUUCACGGGAGGAAGUCAACAAGGCCUACCGGAAGCUGGCGGUGCUGCUGCACCCUGACAAGUGUGUGGCACCGGGCAGUGAGGAUGCCUUCAAAGCCGUGGUGAAUGCCCGUACGGCCCUCCUGAAGAGCAUCAAGUAGGCAGACCCAGUGAGGACCCUGCCUUGAAGGCUCCAAGUCAUGCUGUGGCAAGACCCAAGCGCCUCUAAGUCCACCCCCUCCCAUCUCCGUCUUGCUCCCUGCACCCAGCAUUUCACCCCUUCACUAUCCGCUCCGGAGCAGCGUCCCAUUGGCCCUCAGAUCUGGGUGUUUCGGUUCUUGGGUCCCAUGGAACUUCACUCAGGAACGCCGUGAGGUUUCUAGAGGGUGGGCAGGAUGCCCCUUAUCUACUCUGUUUCAUCAUUCAUUGAAGGGGAUGCAGUGACCUCUCAGCACACACCCGCACACACACACCUGCAAGUGUGGGGCACUCGCUUUGACCCAGACCUUUUGUUGGGGACCUGGUGGCCUGCAGCCUCUGGCAAGUAUGACAAGAGCUGAGUGUCCUGAAUCACAGGGCACAGUCUCUCUUCCCCUUCUCUCACCAUCUGAGAGAGAGACAGGCCUGGGCAGAGGAAAGGUGGGCACCUGGGUCCUGCCACUAUCUUCCAGCCCGGGCAUGGGGAUGUGUGG